Molecule: messenger RNA, 5473 nt
Organism: Colletes gigas
Lineage: Eukaryota; Metazoa; Arthropoda; Insecta; Hymenoptera; Colletidae
Gene: RhoGAP15B
Exons: 15
Coding region: 1015-4986 (1323 amino acids)
Biological process (GO): signal transduction; positive regulation of GTPase activity
Molecular function (GO): GTPase activator activity; phosphatidylinositol-3,4,5-trisphosphate binding
Source: RefSeq, a predicted model, not a curated record
AAUACCAUUAGAAAGCACCGUUUCCGUGAAACGUGCGUCUCUCGCGACGGGCGGGCCAGGCUUUUACUUGCCGAGGGACAAGGCCUCAGCGCAGAUGUCAAAGAAUGCGAAGAGAAAGGAGAAGCUCGAUCGUGAACAGUGAAUUCCACGAGUGUGUGCUGCCACGUUGUGCGUGAGUGACUUGACCGUGUGUGCCUCUAAACUAUUUCACGUUUGUGUGCGUGCCGUGGGACUUGCCAGUGUACCUUUUCAAAGGUGAACAGAGAAGAGGACGCGGAGAGAGAUCAUGACAGUGGCAACGACCAUUGAACAAGUGGGUCUCUGACCCCAACGGACACGAUAAACAGGUCCGGGUUUAAACAGUAUUUUAUGGGAUUAUUCUGCGCCGCUGCGCGGGGGCCGUUCGAACAUCGUGAAAUCGUUUCGCGGAGUCCGACUUGAAAUAGCACUUCGAGCGGGGCUAUCAGUUAAUUUUAGAAACUCUGAUAGAUCUGCUGACGCGAGUUAACUAUGAUUCACGUGCCGUCCUGGAUUGAGCAGAGGUAACAACGAACCGUUUUCCUUUGUCCGACAAUGAGGAACAUGGGAAACUAGAUCCAGUCGUCGAUCCCCGGAUCGGAACCGAGGAACCAUGGAAACGUCGUCGUGACGUAAAUGUCGGGGCUCGUUUCAACCCCUUGGAGUGAAUUGGGCAGCAAACAAAUUGCUCUACGCAUCCUCAACGUUUCGUAAUAUUCUGAAGUUCCGGGUCUUACCCAUAUAGAUCGUUAAAUAAAAACAUAUAAAUAUAAAUUUACGAAUCGUUUAGAUUUGCCAGAGAUUCGUCUGUUAAAAGGUCGCAGCACCUGGGAAAAAUUAAGUACAGAAACGAUAAUUUAGAGCAAUUGAAAUUAUAAAACAUGAUUUAUUCCAACUGCUCAUUGCUAAUCACGUGACUCGGAUGCGGUGAUUCAACCGUACAGAAGUGCUUCGCGCUGAGCUGUCUUUAUUACUAAAGUAACUGUCGUUGGUGGAAUGUACGAAGCAAGUGUUAAUAAUUCUUCGUGUACGUGUUCGACGCUUCAUCGAGAUACCCAAACUGAAGGACCGUCCUCGAGUCUUGCAAAGGGAUCGAAGCAUGUGGCGCAGCUUCUACGUUCCUGGAUCGUACGGUUGAAAGAGAGCGCCGAGGCGGAGAAAUUUCCUAUCGAGAUGGAGGUGAAACCAAUCCCGAAACCUAGGACGUCGGUGACGGAUCGACCGGUACCAGCGCCAAGAAGAUUACCGUUGGUCGUUCCAGCGGCCAGACUCAGCAGUCACAGCGACUCGAGUCAAUCGGAGAAAAGCGACGACUCGAAAUCGAUCCCGGAGACACGGACCGCGAACAAUGAAUUUUUUCGCAACCUGAGCACCAGCUCCCGGCAACUGAAAGACGAGAUUUCGGAGAAGGUGACGACCAAGGGCCGCGCGGUGAUCUCCAGCACGAGAAACGUCAGCAUCCGGCUGGAAAAGUCGGUGAAGAACCUUCUGACCAGACGACUGUCGUCUUUGAAUCAGGAUGAGCUUUUCCGCGACGGUUCCGACGGUAUCAAGAAAUUCAAGGAUCCCGCGGAGGACGAUAGAUGCGUGUCGAUGCCCGCCGACGAUAUUUUCAGCGGCAUCUCGUUCUACAGUCCCUUGAACAGUAAUCUGAGGAGCGUCAGAAACGAGGAAGACCUAUCCGGUACGCGACCCAGUCCACCGCCUCCAGUUUAUCCUCCUCCUCCGCAUCCUGACGAGUUUAUCUACAACGAGCUGCAGUCCGUCACAUCGGGUAGCAGUCGGUACGACACGAUCAGCUCGACCAUCUCUGACAAAAUCGAGAGGGACUUCCCAGAAUCGUUCAAUCUUCUCAGUUUCGCCCUCAAUCAGGCCAGCGAUUCUGAUCAAAGCUUAAAUUUGUCGGACGUUAACGUAACCCUGCCCCACGACAAAACCGACACAAGAAGGCUAUCCAGAUCCGAUUCUUGGAUAUUUUACGACACCGCGUCAGCUGGCAAGUCGGACGGGAUCGACGAGCUAGACAGGAUAUCAAGCGCGGAGGAGGAUAUUCUUGACAAAGAGGUGCCCAUUUUGAACAGGACAUCCACGACCUCGAACGAGAGUCAAGCGUCCGUGCAAAAUUCGUUGUACGAGAAUCUAUCGCCCCAAAAAGCUGUUCCAGAAGAGAAACAGCCAACGUCGACCAGCUCGGAGACUAGACAGUUAAACAGCAGGUCGCUGUUGUUCGAAUUCGAUCCAUUCGCGCGAACCUCCGACGAGAAUGUUUACAGCAAUUUCGAGAACAACGAUCUGAUGUUGCUGGAGACUCUGCUCGCCACGAAUGAUUCGCAUAGCAGUGCUGGAAGCAUUCUCGAUUACCAGGAAACCGUUGAUAAUGAGGAGGAGCAGGACGAAGCGGACGACGAAGAUAUGCUGCAUCCGCAAAUUUCCGCAGUGCCGCCGGAACCGCCGAAAAGAUUCGAUUCCUUGCCAAAAAGCGACUACGAUGGGGUCGCGGAUACCACCUCGGUGCCAGACAAGAUCUCUAUAACCAAAAAUCCGGCACUGUUGCCGAAAUUGGCGCACCUGGUGACCCGGAAACAACCCGCCGUGCCACCUAGAAAAUUAACUUCGAAAAUUCGCGCCAACGAUACGCCAACGAACGUGACAGCGACCACCAGUGAUGGCACCUCACCAGUCACAACGACGGCGACCGCCACCUCGACGGCGAAAAGCACCGAUGAAACUGUGACCAGUCCCUCGAAAGGAAAAACCACGGAGGAGCAUCGACGCAUAGGCGUGAUACAGAAACUAAAAAAACUCAGGCACGAAUCCACCAGCCACGGUAUCAGACCGAACAUGAUCAAUUUCGUGAAGAGCGGGAGCAAACUGUUGUCCAGAAAUCGUGACCACGGCGGAGUGUCGAGCUCUAAAUCGACGAAACUGGAAAGGCCAAAGGUCAACGCUCCGCAGAAUCCUGCGACGCACAGGGGAAUUGUUUACAGGACUGGCGUUGGGAUCGAAAGGGCUAAGGACCUCGUGGCGCGAGCGACGGUGUUGGCUGACCAGAAACUCUCGUUUUACGCCGAUAAGGGCAUGUCUACUCUGAAGGAGGUCAUUCACCUCGAUACAGUGUACAGCAUUCAUCUUCUGCAGGAUGUAAAGGUAGUCGAUGGCGAAACAGUACAUUGCAUAGCAAUUAGCGUGGAAGGAAGGCUAAGCGUUCACGUAUUCUACGCGAAGGGCAUCGCUGAACGAAGAGUGUGGGCUCAAAGAAUAUUGGAGGCCGUUACUCCAGUCUUUCUCACGAAAUAUACAGCCGAACUAACGAGAGCAGGAUGGGCCUACUUAAAGGAAGGUAUAACAGGUACAUGGUUUCCAGCUUGGGUUCUCCUGCACCAAAGAACUCUAAUUUACACGAAAUCGCUGGACCCUCUCAUGGCCAUAACUUUUGGAGAACUCGACCUUCGAAAAGCGCGUUGCAUUGUUUUACGAGAACAGGAAGGGCCGAAUUCCGGUGCCGGUUCCGUUCCAGUGGUGGUCGUGGACACAGGUGGCAGUGGUGCAUUACACAUGACUGCACCAGGUACACACGAAGGAUCUGCAUGGAGGCACGCGCUAUACCAAGCAGCCACUACCUGCGGCCCUGCUUUGGAACAGCAACAACUCACGCAGGACGACGUGCCUGUGAUCCUCGACAAAUGCAUCAAUUUUAUAUAUGUACACGGUAUUAUGUCGGAGGGCAUUUAUCGCCAAAGUGGAUCCAACAGCGCCGUUGUUCGAUUGCUGCAGGCCUUUCGACGGGACGCAUGGGCGACGCAAAUUACAAAAAGCGCGUAUACAGAGCACGAUGUCGCCACGAUUCUCAGAAGGUUUCUCCGUGAUCUACCGAAUCCAUUGUUUCCCGCCAAGAUACACGAUCGGCUUUGUCUGAACUCAGAGAACAAUAACGAGAACGAUAAAGUCUCGACAUACAGAAAACUGUUAGCUCCGUUGAGUCCUGUGCCUGCGGCGACACUCAGGAGGAUUCUUGCUCACCUUCACUGCUUGAGUCAGCAGUGUUCCAGGAACCUGAUGACUGUCGAAAAUCUAUCCGCGAUUUGGGGACCGACAUUGAUGCACGCCGGUGAAAACAGCGCGGAGGAAUGGAACAGAGCCGAGACCAGGGUCGUCGGUGAUCUAAUAAGGCUUUAUCCGAAGCUCUAUCAAGUAACAGCUGCCGAUCUAGAGAAAGAGGCGAAAAUAUUGGAGGUCCUCGAGAAGCAUCACGUGUCGAACAACGGACUACGGGGAGCGCCAUCGGGCGAUCUGAAAAUGUGGAUAUACAUUUUCUCGAUAGACGGAGAAUGCGUCAAUGUGACCAUUGGGCCACAAAAGACCGCGUUCGACAUUUGCCAGGAACUCUCCGAUAAAACGGAUUUGCCGGCACAUGAAUUAUGUUUAGAAGAAUAUACGUUGUCUGGUGCAUUGGAACGACCACUGCAUCACGCCGAGCGUGUCCUCGAAACAGUGGCGAGGUGGGGAUACUGGGAUCCCGAGGAUAGAAAGGACAACGUCCUCAUUCUUAAAAAAGAUCAACUGUACAAGGAUAUAGUACCACUGAUAAAACCGCCAUUAACACCAUCCGGUGAACUUAAAUUUGCGGACAGAAAGACUAAACAUUUCAAAACCUACCUCUUCGAACUUAGUCAAGCGAAGCUUUGCUGCUACAAAGACAAAGUCUGUUCUAAUAAAUUGUAUGAAUGGAAAAUAGAAGAAAUCGUUUGGUAUUUGGGCCACGAACCGAAGCGAAAUCCGCAAACUGGAUGGUCCAUCACGUUCUUACCAAAAAAUAAAAAACCAACAAGGUGUAAAGAAAGCCCAUUUUUUGGGAACACGUUGGCGGGAACAUUAAAGGACGAUCAAUACAAAUGGUUAGCAGCUAUGAUCUUUGGGGAAUAUCAACAAAAUCUACGUCCUUCCGCAAUUAAUCUUAUGGAUCCAUAAAUGACUAACGUAUUUGUCUAAUAGAGGUACAAACGAACCAUUAGACGCCGAUUUUAAUGAAACUUUACACAAAUGUUGGUCAAACCUAAGAACUAUGACUUAUCAUUUCAUUGCUACUAAUUUCCAACUUUAAAAGAGGUUCUAUUUUUAUUGAAAACAUUUCUUGUAAAUUUAAAAAUUAUGUAAGCCUGGGUGAAACAUGUGAUUCUGAUAUAAGAGAUGGUUUCUAUUCUAAAGUUAAAAAGUAGUAACAAUAAAAUACGGCAUAAUUCUUAUAUAUAAUAUUUUUGUAUUACAUAUUAAACGAUUUUGUCCUUUGUUUAGUGCCCAUGCUUGCCUUAAGACGAACACGAUUAUAACACUGUUAAAUCGUAAUCUAUGUACGUGUAUCAAAAUAAACGAUAUCAUUGAGAAAGUUCUUAAAGCAAACGAAUAUAAUGCUAAAACUUACUCGAACAUUUCAAUGGUUCAAAUAACUUAAUCAAUU